AUGAAUACUUUAUCUUUUAUGACGUUUGUAAUUAUAGCAACUAGCGCGUUGCUCAUUGAAACUCACUGUCUGCCUUUAGCGUCUCCGGAUUAUGGACAUGGACAUGACCAUGGAUACGGACAUGACCACGGGCAUGGACAUGACCACGGGCAUGGACAUGACCACGGGCAUGGACAUGAUCAUGGGCAUGGACAUGAUCAUGGGUAUGGACACAGCCAUGGGUACGGACAUAACCAUGGUUACGGAUAUGACCAUGGUUACGGACAUGAUCAUGGUUACGGACACGACCAUGGACAUGGUCACAACCACGGAUAUAGCCACGAUCAAAGGUACGGUCAUCAUGGAUACGGCCAGGACCUAGGCUUUGGUGUUUACUUUGGAUAA
Messenger RNA from Arctia plantaginis, 384 nucleotides. Lineage: Eukaryota; Metazoa; Arthropoda; Insecta; Lepidoptera; Erebidae. The record is from the annotation of a GenBank genome assembly.